AUGUCUACCAGCAAUCUCAAACCCCUCAUCCUACACGCCCACAACACCGGUCCUAACCCAUACAAGGUAGCCAUAGUGCUCUCCGCUCUCAAAGUACCUUACACAGUCAAGUUAUGGGAGUUCGGCGACGCACCAAACGGCGUCAAAGGCCCAAACUUUCUGAAGAUCAACGAGAAUGGCCGCGUGCCGGCCCUUGAGGAUCCAAAUACCGGUGUGGUGUCUUGGGAAAGCGGUGCGGUCAUCCAUUACCUCCUGCGUGUCUACGACAAAUCCAACAAACUGGGCCCGAGUGGUAAAAGUCCCGGCAGCGAACCGACCAAUCAAGAUCACGUCGACUUUAACAAAUGGGAAUUCUUUCUUGUCAGCAGCCUUGGACCUAUGAUGGGGCAGGUGAACUGGUACCGCCAUUACAACCCUACCAAAAACGAAGAUGCACUAUCACGGUACGAAGCACAAACGUACAGGACGUUUGACGUGUUGGAGGGACAGCUACGGAAAAGUGGCGGGGAGAGCGUUUUGCCGGGUGGUUUCAACGCUGUGGAUGCGCACUUCUAUCCCUGGGUCAACCAGUACACGUAUGCGGAGUUGAAGCUGGAUAAGUACCCUAAGAUUCAAAAGUGGUUGGAGGUGAUUGGGAAGAUACCGGCGGUACUGGAGGCGUAUGAGAGAGUGCCGAACGGCGAGAAGGCUUAG
This is a messenger RNA of Letharia lupina, 693 nucleotides long. RefSeq lists its product as uncharacterized. The record is from RefSeq and is a predicted model, not a curated record. NCBI's taxonomy places the organism in Eukaryota, Fungi, Ascomycota, Lecanoromycetes, Lecanorales, Parmeliaceae. Bases 1 to 693 code for a protein of 230 amino acids. The transcript has 2 exons.